Messenger RNA from Prunus armeniaca (apricot), 297 nucleotides. Lineage: Eukaryota; Viridiplantae; Streptophyta; Magnoliopsida; Rosales; Rosaceae. The record is from the annotation of a GenBank genome assembly.
AUGAAGAGAACCAAGGUCGCCGCCGUGGUUCACAAGUCGGCCAUGGCCCGAAUGUCGACAGACAUAGGCAUUCUCGGGUGUGAUGCUGCUGGGGUUUUGGGACUUUUUCCAGAGCAAAAGCUUACAGCUGUUAUACGAAUGUUGACGUAUGGUUCAUCUGCUGAUCAUGUGGAUGAGAUUACCCGGAUGAGGAAGUCCACUAUGUUGGAAACUUUGGUAAGAUUUUGUGAUGCAGUCGAAAUUCUGUACACUAAGGACUACCUACGCAAGCCGAAGCUCGAGGAUUUCCAGGAAUGA